Clarias gariepinus (North African catfish) is the source of this 3173-nucleotide messenger RNA. RefSeq names its product acyl-CoA dehydrogenase very long chain (gene acadvl). NCBI's taxonomy places the organism in Eukaryota, Metazoa, Chordata, Actinopteri, Siluriformes, Clariidae. Bases 200 to 2182 code for a protein of 660 amino acids. The transcript is spliced from 20 exons. The record is from RefSeq and is a predicted model, not a curated record. Gene Ontology annotation, molecular function: fatty-acyl-CoA binding; flavin adenine dinucleotide binding; very-long-chain fatty acyl-CoA dehydrogenase activity.
GUCACACACGUAUGACAGAAUAAUAGGAAGAAUUUACUGAACAACCGCCAGCCUUUCCAAGUUCGUUCAAGUUGUCAUUUGUGAGCUUGCUGUCUUCGGACAUCUGCAGCAGUUUAACGUGAGUGCCUUGAGAGACAUUUCCGGUUCCAAACAAGGUAAAUAAACAGUUAUUUUCCAAGCUAAAAGCUAAAGGCUAAUCAUGCUGGUGCGUAAGGUGACUCAGAAUGCGGCGCUGUGUAACGCUGUGCUCCGACUGCCCCAGUCCGUGUCUGGGACACCGCGCCAAGCAGGAGCUGUCGUAGCUGUGCAAGGUCUGCGUCGUUAUGUUAGCCAGAGCACCGAGGCAGUAUUGGAGAAGUCAGCAGCCAGCAGUGAUGUUGGCACCAAGGCUGAAAGAGUGGACAAGAAGGCUGUCGCUAUGGAGUCAAAAUCCUUUGCAGUGAACAUGUUUAAAGGGCAGAUCAGUACUUCACAGGUGUUCCCCUUUCCCACAGUGCUAAAUGAGGAGCAGUCUGAGUUUCUAAGGGAGUUGGUCGGACCUUGUUCAAAGUUCUUUGAUGAGGUGAAUGACCCAGCUAAGAAUGAUCAACUAGAGAAGGUAGAGGACAAAACCAUGGAGGGGUUAAAGGAGAUGGGAGCUUUUGGCUUGCAGGUACCUGCUGAACUGGGUGGCGUCGGCCUCAAUAACACACAGUAUGCCAGGCUGGUGGAGAUUGUGGGCAUGCAUGACUUGGGUGUGGGCAUUACUCUUGGUGCGCACCAGUCUAUCGGUUUUAAAGGUAUUCUCCUCUUCGGCAACAAGCAACAGAAGGAGAAGUACCUUCCCAAGCUGGCUUCAGGUGAACAUAUUGCUGCAUACUGUCUGACUGAGCCAUCUAGUGGCUCAGAUGCUGCCUCUAUUAGGUCUGUUGCUGUGCCCUCACCCUGUGGAAAGUACUACACCCUUAACGGAAGCAAAAUUUGGAUUAGCAAUGGAGGUCUGGCUGACAUCUUUACCGUGUUUGCUAAGACUCCAGUGAAAGAUGAGAAAACUGGAGAAAUGAAGGACAAGAUCACUGCUUUCAUUGUUGAAAGAAACUUUGGAGGAGUCACAAAUGGCCCUCCCGAGAAGAAGAUGGGCAUCAAAGCCUCAAACACUGCAGAGGUGUACUUUGACAAUGUCCGUGUUCCAGCGGAGUGUGUUCUGGGUGAAGUUGGAGGAGGAUUUAAAGUGGCCAUGAAUAUUCUCAACAACGGGCGCUUUGGCAUGGCUGCAGCGCUCGCAGGAACCAUGAAGGGUGUUAUGGCUAAAGCGGUGGACCACGCUGCCAACAGGACACAGUUCGGUAACAAAAUCCACAACUAUGGAGUAAUACAAGAGAAAAUUGCCAGAAUGGCCAUGAUGCAGUAUGUCGCAGAGUCAAUGGCCUACAUGGUGAGUGGGAACAUGGACAGUGGAGCAACAGAUUUCCAAAUCGAGGCUGCCAUCAGUAAAAUCUUUGCCUCUGAAGCAGCAUGGACUGUGACUGAUGAGUCUAUUCAGAUUAUGGGCGGAAUGGGUUUCAUGAAGGACUCUGGUGUUGAGAGGGUGAUGAGAGACCUGAGAAUCUUCCGUAUCUUUGAGGGCACCAAUGAUAUUCUGAGACUCUUUGUGGCACUCAAUGGCUUCCAGAAUGCAGGAAAUCAGCUGAAGGAUUUGCAAAAAGCUCUGAAAAGUCCAUUCAGCAAUGCUGGUUUGUUGGCUGGCGAGAUCACCAAACGUGCCAAAAGAAAGGCUGGCAUGGGUACAGGCCUUACGCUGCAGGGAAGCAUCCAUCCAGAACUGGCUCACAGUGGUGAUCUGACAGUGAAAGCCAUCGAGCAGUUCGGGGCGGUGAUUGAAGAACUGCUUCUAAGGCAUGGCAAAAGAAUCAUUGAUGAGCAGUUUGUGCUGGAUAGAGUUGCAGACUGUGCUAUUGACUUAUAUGCUAUGGUUGUGGUGCUGUCUAGGGCCUCUAGAUCCUUGAGUCAGGGUCACUCAUCUGCCCAGCAUGAGAAGAUGCUGUGUGAAACCUGGUGCACUGAGGCUCAUGACAGAAUCAUGAGAGAUAUCAAGUUCUUGAGGUCAGGCACAUCCAAGCAGAUCUUCAAGAACCUGCGUGCCAUUUCUGCAGCUGUAGUAGAGAAUGGCGGAGUGGUUUCUGCUAAUCCCUUAGGCUUUUAAAAAACAUUUUUUCAUCCUCAACUGUCUUCUACUGCCAUCAGCCAGUCGUAAUCUAAUUAGGAAUUUAUAUUUUAGGCUCAGUGCUCCCAAGCUGGGCAAGUGGAGCAACCUCGUGGAUAGAUGGAUAGAUAAUUACUUUAUUCAUCUCCAUGAGAAAAUUCAUGUACCACUAAAAGGCUUACUAGUACCAGUCUGUUAACUUAAUAAUUAAUAAACUGAAUCAUCAAAGACAAGAAAAGUAUGUUUUUGAAUAAGAAAUGUUUUGGAAGUGUUUUUGUCUGUAACUGGUGUGUACAGAACAUAAGACAUUGACUAAUCAAAAAGGGAUUGAAGGGAUUUUAACUGUUAUCUUGCUGUAUAAUUGUAUAGUUAUGUUGGGCCUGGUUCACCAUUGUUUUUCCCAUCAACAAUACUCACCGUACAUAAGGCUUUAUAUUUUUAAUGUAAACUAGGACUGUCUUUGGGAGUUUUGUUUCUAAUGUAUUUUUUGCAUAAUGACUAUCCCUUGAAGCCUUCUUGCAGUCAAGCUGUUUGGAAAAAAUAGCUGUAAGUCAUUUGGGUGUUUUUUGUAUUUGGUUCAUCACAAAUAUCCUCUAUCCUGUACUCUAAGGUACUGAACUGUCAAUGUGCAUAACAGUAUAAUUCCUUUUAUUUUGCCUAUUGUAUUACAUGUAGGAUUUUCUGUUCCUGUUGUGCACAAUGCCUGAAGAUCUACAUAUCUGUAAAAUCAGUAGUGAAAGCCUUAAUUGUACUCCAUCUGUUUGUCUGUUUAGAACAGAAAUUGCAGAACUUAAGCAAUAUGUUUAUUACAAAAUAACAGGACUACACACAAAUGCAUAAAAUUGAUCAGUGCCUGAAAUACACUUAAAGUAAAAUAAGAUUUGUUUGAAAUGUCAACAGCUUUUUGCAAGAUGUUUUACAAUGUACCAGUGUCUCUUGGUUAAAAAUAAAUAAACUUGACAUUAUUAAAUAAAUGAAAAAUUAAAGAGAA